AGAGGUAGGCACUGGCAGGGGGGGGGGGCGCGGUGCAGGCAGGGGCCCUCCGGUACCAUCAAGACGCACACAACUACUGUGGUUCCAGUCAGGUAAGAUAUUUUUGACAAUAAUAAUAGUAAUAAUCAAUGCCAGAAGACUGAUAGGUAAAGUACUUAAUGUGUGGGCAGAGGCAAAGAUAAAUAAACUGAUAUAUAGAUGGGCAGGACUUUUAAAAUAUGCCAACUGCCCGUCUUUAUGAAUUCCCGAGCCUUGAACAACCUGAAACACUGCCCAGGUGUAACUGAAAAUUUCAACUACACCUCUCCCUCCUCUUUGUCUCUUGACUCCUGAUAGCUCCCAUCCCUCUCUGUCUGCUGGUCCUGUCUCCCUCUUUCCAUGUUGCUCUGCCCCUCUCUUUCUGUCUUUUUCCCAGUUACUCAGACUCUCCACCACUCUGUCUUUCUCUGGCUCUGCCCAGCUUCCCUGUCUCUGUCCGUCUAUCUCCCACUGUCUCUCCUGCUCUCUUGUCUAGCCUCCCCCACCUGCCUUCCCACCCACCAUCCAGCACAGAGCUUUGGACUGUUGGUGCUUAAUAAUAGUGUAUUGAGUAACGUUGAUGAAGACAUUUACAUUUUACAAGAGUGAGCAUCAGUUUUGUUUGCCCGGAUCGAAGGAGGGUUGUGAGCUGUCAAGUCAGGCUGAGCAUUUCAUUGAACUUGUGCUUGCAUGGCAUGAAAGACCCUCCUGGGGGGCACUUUGAGUCACUGGCAACCGUGAUUUAGCUCUGUGGUCCUACCCCAGGACUGUGUGUGUGUGUGUGUGUGUGUGUUUGUGUGUGUGUGUGUCCAGAGUCCAUGUCCAGGAACCAAGCAGUCGUUCAGGGCUGGGGCGAGCUCAUCUCUGCAGGCUUAGCAAGUGCUGACUCUUCACUGUUAGUAUUUUUUUUUUUAACCAAGUUAGAACCACUCUCUCUGUUGGUAUUGUUCCUGCUUUAUUCAAAGAAUAGGAGCAUUUUUGUAGAUCACUAAAAAUUGUUCCAACAGACGAUCUUUCAUGGCUGUCAAGACUGUCCUCACAUUGGUAUGAACCAUGAAUUGACCAAGUGCCAAUUAUUAGACGUUCAGGUUAUUUCUAGAUUUUCCCCAGAAUCAUCCCUGAUUAGUUCCUUGGAUUCCUGAAAAUGGAGUUGCCAGGGCAAGACGUAUGUACGUUUUUAAGGUUUCCGACCCUCUCUGCAAAUUGUUCUUCCAAAAGGUUGUUCUGUUUUAUGCUCCUUGUACUCGAGCUAGCCCCUGGGUGGGUAUUAUCAUUUUUAAGUCCUUUCUCAGCAUAACAGGUAAGAAAAAAUAUUACCACAUUGUUGAAAUUUGCAUUCUUUGAUUACUUAUACUGUUGAUCAUUCGUACUUUUUCUUAAGUCAUCUGGUCAUAUCCCUAGUCCUAAUAGAGUGUUCAUCAUUUUUUCUUAUUGAUUUGUCACAGCUUUUUAUUUAGAAAGGAUAUUAACCUUCCAAUAGCCAUACAUAUGUAGCAAAUAUUUUCCCCCAAUUUAUCACUUUUUAUAUUUGUUUAUGGAGUUUUGUGAUGCUAUGAUGUUUUUAUAUAGCCAAAUGGGUUACUCUUUUCUUCUGUGGUUACUGUCUCUGGUUUUGUGCUUAGAAAGUCCUUGAAAAUGAGAUAAAUGUUCGCCUGUGUUGGCUUCUAGUCUCUUUUAUGGCUUCAUUUUUUCCAUUUGCUGUGGAGGUUAAGAGUGUGGGUACUGGAGCCAGACUGUCUGGGACAAACCCAGCCUCACACCAAGUCAUCUGUGUGAUUUUUAGCUAGGCAUUUAACUUGUCUGUACCUUCAUUUCCUCAUAUGUACUGUGAUGAUUCUAGUAGUACCUACCUCAAAGAGUUGUUAUAAGGAUUAAAUAUCUUAACCAUGUUAAGUGCUUAGCAUAGAGUCUGGCAUUCAGUAAACCCAAAGGCAGCAUUAGAUAUUAUCGUUUAUCUCUUUAAUAGAUCUGGAUUUUAUUGCAGGGUCCAUGAUCAUGACAUUUCAAACUGGGCAGAGAGGAAUUGGUGGGAAAAUGGACUGAUUAUUCAUUGAAUAACUUUAUUUUCCCCUUAAUUGUCCCAGAAACACUUGUUAAACAAUAUAUUCUCCCGUCUCCCAGUUUGAAAUGCCACAUUCAUCACAAACUCGAUUCCCUCUAGACAUUGGUCUGUGAUUGAGCUUCCCAUUUUGUUCUGUUCCUCAGUGUCUGUUCUUAUACCUGGGCCAUCCUGAUUUGCUGAUUGUUGCUUUGCAGUACAAUAUAUUCCCUGGCCAUAGGUCCCCAGCAUCUUGCCCUUCCUUAUUCCUUGUUAUUUGAUGCAGCCUCAGUUCCUCCAGCCAAAAACCAGCUAACAGUAACUGUUCUUAUCUGGGGCAUCCCUCUCUGUCUCUGUCUCUGUCUCUGUCUCUGUCUCUCUCUCUCUCUCUCUCUGUCUCUCUCCAUCUCUAUGUGCUGUUGUUUCUGUCUCUUGUCCUUUUUGUUUCUCUCAUUUUCUGUCUCCCUUUUUGUGUGUACUUCUAUGACUUUCUGCUCCUAUGAGUUCCCCUCCCCCAUCUCUGUCACUCUGUCUCUCUUUCUCUCAGCAUCUCACACUCUCUGUUUAUCUCUGUCCCACCUCAUGUUUCUCCCAUCUCUCUGUAUCUCUUGUUCUCUGGGUCUUUCUGUUCCCCUAUGUCUAUCUGUCUGUCUCUUUCUGUUUCUGUCUCUAUGUAUCCCUGUCUCUCAGUCCCCUGGAUAAAGGGGCAGUUGUCAACUUGAUGCCCUGCAGACAGGUGAACAACUCACCCAGACACAAAGUAGAAGGGCCCUGGCCCUCAUCUACUCCAUGCCUCUCCCCACCCAGUGUACAAAGGGGCAAAUUGAGGCCCAGAGAUGGGCAGGAGGGCUUCUCCCAAGGCCUCACAGAGAAGCAGAGGCAAAGUUGAGACCCAAGCUCAGACCAUGGGAUUCUCAGUGAGACCCUGGUUCUGUCUGCCCCCACCAUGGGCCUCAGUUUACUUCUCAGCACCCAUGAGGGGAGGAGGGGGACCUGAGCUGCCUGCCAGCUGCUGCCAUUCCUCCUUCUGCCUUCUCAUGACUUGGGCCCUUACUCAGGCAGGAGGCUCUGUGGCCACAUGGGCCAAUGUAGGGCCCAGCCUCACAAGAGCUAGUCUGGGUGGGGUCCCAUAGUCCCAUGGGUUCAGAGGCCUUUUGGCCAGAGGGUGGUGAUACUGGAGGGACAUAAGUCAGUCAAUGUAUCUGUGUCUAGCUAUGAAUAGAGCUUAGCCAUGUCCCGAGAGUUGACCCUGGCCCCUGGUAACUUCCAUCCUGGAGCCCCUCCAUAGAGCCUGGCAGUGGGCUCUCUACUGGCAAAGGCCGGGGCUUUUCCUGCUCCAUGCCAUGAGGCAGGCCCUAGCUGAAGGCACACUGGCCUCUACCUCCCUGCCUCCUUCCCUAUCCCUCAUGGAAUGGCUAUGAGUGUGGGAACAUCAUCCCAGAAUGAACAGGGAGACUGAGGCCCUGUACGUGUUCAUUUACCGAGCUGACAUUUUGUUAAGCAUUUCAUGUGCAUUAACUUUAGAAGAGGGGUGCUAUUACUGUCCCACUUUACAUAUGAGCCUGAGGAGAGUUAUAGCUAGUUAGUGGCAUAGCCCAGCCCCAGGCUGGGGGAAGGAGAGGAGAUGAUUCUGACCCUCCUGCCUUCACAGAACUUAGGAGGGAGGCUAAGAGGAGACUUGCUACAAUUCCAAGCCUGGUAAGCCAGAGACCCUAUGAAGUAGUGACCUUCCUGUCCUUCAGGGAGUUCUAGUGAGUUUGGACACCAUUGACAUUGGCCUUCCCGUAUUGAGAGGUUGGACCCCUGAACCCCAUAGAGUGGGUUUGAGAUUCUGAGAUCCUUUGAACCUAAGAAAUGAUGUUCUGUGAUUCUGAAGUAUAGUGAUUCUGAGGUUCUGUGAUUCUGGCAUAGUACCAUUUGAAGAUCCCCAGGGUCCCAAUACCUGUAGGCUCUACACGGUACUCCCCAGGCAACAAACCUUGGGCCUCUCCAUGGCCCAAGAAGGGCCAGGUCUACAGGGCCCAGGGCUUGUCAUGGUGGCCAGAUGGACGUCACUCACCACAUCCGCAAGCACCCACAUCACCCCCACCUGGGCCAAGCCAGCUGCAGGAUGGGCCAGCCAAUUCUCGGAACGAAACCCGUGGGGUGGGGUAUCUGCCCCCUUCUCUUCCUCCUUGGUGCCGAUGAAGCCCAGUGCAUCCGGCCGCCAUGACGUCAAUGGCGGAAAAUCUGGGGAAGUGACAACAGGGCCCAGAUGCAGACCCCGAUAUGAAAACACACUCUGUGUCCCAGAAACAUCCUCCAUGCAGCUUCUGAGAAACAGUCAGAAAGGGACGCCCCAACAGACAAUGCAGGAAGCCGGCUGCCCAGCCCGGCCCUCCAGGUUCCCCACCACCAGACAGACCCUAUCUAUGUCCCCUUUCUGAGAAUGUAUUGAUGCUUCCCUGAGUCUGGCCAUUCCAGAUGUGUUUGGGGAGAUUUCUUAUAAGCCCCAGCCAAGUGUCCAGGCAGCUUCAGAAGUGACCACAGGCCAGCGAUGUGGGCCAGGCCAGAGUGGUAGAAACCAUCUAUAAACUGACCAAAAAUCGGUAUUCGUUUACUCAGUUUUCUGUAACAAAUUACCACAAACCAGGGGGCUUAAACAACAGAAAUUUAUUGUCUCACAGUUCUGGAGGCCAGGAGUCCGAGAUCAAGGUGCAGGUAGGGUUGGUUCCUUCUGACGCUGCGAGGGAGAAUCUGUCCAUGCCGCUCUCCUAGCUACUGGUGGAUUCUUGGCAGUCUUUGACAUGCCUUGGCUUCUAGAAGCAUCACCUCAAUCUCUGCCCUCAUGAAUUUGUUCACCUCCUCAUGGUCACUGAGUUCUGAGCCUCCGUAGACCCAGGCUCUUGAUUCUCACUCAGUAAUGUUCUAACCCUGAGAGCCUAAGAAUUUAGUACCUGGUUUCUCACCUCCAAUCUCCCUCUGCACUAGAGCUCUGUCAACCCCUGUGAGCUCACAGUAAAGAAAGGAAGGAGCGACUGUUCCCCUAAACCCUCCUUGUGCUGGCCUAGGCUACUAUCAGCAGCUGUGUGCCUAACCCAGUGCUGCGGGGUGGGGAUUCUCUCUCUCUCUCUCACACACACACACACACACACACAGCCCCACAUCAGGGGCCUUGUGAAAUGUGCACACAUGCACACUUUCUGGAGAAAUAUAUGGAGCUCUCAAGUUGCCAUGGGACUGUGAAACGCUGCACCUGGGUGUCCCCUUCAGUAAAACGGAGGCUGGACUAGGCAGUCCCUUCCAGCUCUGGCUUCCUCUUAGACUGGGAUUCCGAGAAACUGAAGCCCUGCCUGUUGCAGAGUGUAAGGUUCUGGGGCUCAGCAAAGGUACCUGGAGCCAUUAUGGAGGACUUUCUGGAUAGGGUUCAGAUAGGGCAUACAGAGGAAGAGCAGACUUUCCAGGCAGGGCAUAUAGCAUGAGUGCAGGCUUGGACAGCAGAGUUGGGAUAAACUCUGGUGGGGGCUGAGUCAAGAUGCUCCCACAGGCCUUGGCUCAAGAGAGCCGGUCUCUCCUCUCUGGCACCUGCCAUGUCAGCUCCGUUUGGGGCAAGAGCCCAGAGAUGAUCAGACCCCGCCCCUGCCUGGGCCCCAGACUCCUGUACUCAGCUGCCGCUCAGUAUUUCCACUGGCAUGUCUAACACCAGACCCUUUGUGUCUAUCCACACCUGGUGUCCUCACCCCCAACCUUGCUGUCCCCAUUGUCCCUAUCUCAGGUGAUGUCCGCUCUGUCCUUCCAGCUGCUCAGGCAAAUACCUGGAGGUCACCUUGACCCUCCCUUUCUCACCACCCCCUACCACAUCCAAGCUGCCAGCAAAUUCUCCUGACUCCACCUUCAAAACACUCAAAAUCCACCUACUUCUUACCAUCUCCACUGCCACCACCCUGGUCUGUGCCCCAGCUGUCACUUGCUUGGAUUAUCACAGGAGCCUCCUCACCAGUACUCCUGUUUUCACCUUCCUAGAGUCUGUCCCUCUCACAGCAGCCAGAGGGAUCUUGAGUCCAUGCCCCCCUCCACUCUUGUGUAUGCCAGGUCACUGGGAUAAAAUAAUGCCACCAGGAGAGUCAUGGACCAGUCCCAGCAGGAUCAGCAAAGGUCACGUGGCCUGUGCAGAGUGCAGAGAGGCCCAGGUGGCUGAGGCUUGGAGACAAGCCUCAAAUGGUUGGGGAAAAAAGCUGAGACCUGCCCUGGCUGAGGCCCCACAAACCACCCCAAAUCCCCCACCUCCCUUGUGGAGGACAUAUCGCCACCAGGGCUGUGCCAGCAUGCACAGGCAAGCCGAGUGCUGGACCAGUGCACAUCUGCACACGGGGCAUGUGUGGAGACACACACAUACCUGUAUUCCUGACACCAAUGUGUGUGUGGUGUGUGCCACACGUACACGUGACCGGUGCUGGGGUUCAGCUGGGGAGCCUUUGGGGACAUGCCCCAGCCAAUGCCUGCUCUGACCAACGGAGGUGCCCACGUGGUUCAGGUGAUUGAGCAGUUCACACACACACACCCCACAAGGGACAUGUGUAACUCCUUCCCCAUAUGUCCCCACAGCCUGCCCUCGGACGAGGACCCAAUGCCCAACCCCAGGCCAGCCAAGCCCUCGGCCCCUUCCUUGGCACUUGGCCCAUCCCCAGGAGCCUCACCCAGCUGGAGGGCUGGACCCAAGACUUCAGACCCGCUGGGGGCCAAGGGCCCAGGGGCAACCUUCCAGGGCCGGGACCUCCGAGGCGGGACCCAUGCCUCCUCCUCUUUGAACCCCAUGCCACCAUCACAGCUGCAGCUGCCUACAGUGCCCCUAGUCAUGGUGGCACCCUCUGGGACACGGCUGGGCCCCUCGCCCCACUUGCAGGCACUCCUCCAGGACAGGCCACACUUCAUGCACCAGCUCUCAACGGUGGAUACCCACGCUCGGACCCCUGUGCUGCAGGUGCGCCCACUGGACAGCCCAGCUAUGAUCAGCCUCCCACCACCCACUGCUGCCACUGGUGUCUUCUCCCUCAAGGCCCGGCCCGGCCUGCCACCUGGAAUCAACGUGGCCAGCCUGGAAUGGGUGUCCAGGGAGCCAGCACUGCUCUGCACCUUCCCAAGCCCCAGCACACCCCGGAAAGACAGGUCAGUGGACAAGGCUGGAAGGACCCCUGCCCUGGCAUUCCCUCCCCUGAACACCCUCUGUUCCCCCAGCACCCUUUCAACCGUGCCCCAGGGCUCCUAUUCACUGCUGGCAAAUGGUGUCUGCAAGUGGCCUGGAUGUGAGAAGGUCUUCGAGGAGCCAGAGGAUUUCCUCAAGCACUGCCAGGCGGACCAUCUCCUGGAUGAGAAGGGCAGGGCACAGUGUCUCCUCCAGAGGGAAGUGGUGCAGUCUUUGGAACAGCAGCUGGUGCUGGAGAAGGAGAAGCUGGGUGCUAUGCAGGCCCACCUAGCUGGGAAGAUGGCUCUGACCAAAGCUCCAUCCACGGCGUCAUCCGACAAGGGCUCCUGCUGCAUCGUGGCCACUGGCACCCCAGCCGCCACUGGCCCAGCCUGGCCCAGCCCCCAGGAGGCCCCUGACGGCCUGUUUGCUGUGCGGAGGCACCUCUGGGGCAGCCAUGGAAAUAGCACAUUCCCAGAGUUCUUCCACAACAUGGAUUACUUCAAGUUCCACGACAUGCGGCCACCCUUCACCUACGCCACCCUCAUCCGCUGGGCCAUCCUGGAGGCUCCUGAGAAGCAGCGGACCCUCAACGAGAUCUACCACUGGUUCACACGCAUGUUUGCCUUCUUCAGAAACCACCCCGCCACCUGGAAGGUGAGGUCCUUUGGGGUGGCGGUGGCUGGGAGGGCCUCAAAUGCCACCGUGGUGCUGCACCAAGUUCAGGAGUGGGAGGGCCUGAGGCUGGGCUUGCAGGCAUGCUGGAAAGGGGCAGGAGGCCGGUUUUUGGUGAGUAGUGCUGACCUUGGAGGAUGGUUGCCUACCCAUCUCCCCUGCCCCUGGCCUGGCCGGCCUUCCUUCCACAGAAUGCCAUCCGCCACAACCUGAGCCUACACAAAUGCUUUGUGCGGGUGGAGAGUGAGAAGGGGGCCGUGUGGACCGUGGAUGAAUUCGAGUUCCGCAAGAAGAGGAGCCAGAGGCCCAGCAGGUGUUCCAACCCCACACCUGGCCCCUAAUCUCAAGACCAAGGAAAGGAGGAAGGAAGGACAGGGGCCGAAACGGGGGACGGGGUGGGGGUGGUGGAAGUGGCCUGGGGCAGGGGUGGCAGGCCCCAGAUGUGCCCACAGGGACCAAGAAGUGAGGGGUGCACAGUCUUGCCUGCCAGGGACCCUGAUCCUCAGCUGACUACCCUCCUAGAUCAUAUGCUCUGCACCAAGGCUGCUCACAGAGGCCUGGCUUCCUACAAGCUCUUUAGCCAAACUGAGCCUUUGCAACCAACCACACACAUGGCCUGCCUCAGUCACUCUCCCAGAUGACCCUGGGGGCUCAAAAAGACACACAGGCAGUCACAGUCCUGUCCCUCGGAUGCAAUACAAGCACCAAAACACAAAGAGCCUGCCACAGCACACCCAGGCAACCUCAAAUCUGCAAUCACGCAGACGAUCGCACCUGAGCACAGUUCUGUCAGCCCACAUACCCCAAAGCACACACCCACAACCAUCCUCCAGGCCCACAGGUACAGGGCCACACGGGGUGUGCCCAAGCAGCCUUGGUAGCUUCAGGAUCUCAGGACCCAAAGAACCACACAGACACAUACCAGUCACACACAUCCUCCGGCAGCUCCCAACAAAUCCUCUUGGUCACACAGCCCAUCAGAACACACCUGUGCAUCUCACGUGUGUGCACACCCACACAGCGCCACAGUGGAUUUCCUGAGUCCCACAUGGGCUUUCACAGCCACACACACACUGAAUCACCAAAUAUACCCCAUGCCUCUCCUGUCACCCACCCCACCUCCCCCGUUCUGUGCCUUACGUCCCCAUCCAUGCCUCAGCUUAGACUGCAGUCAGAGCCCCUCAUUUAUUCAGGAUCCAAGGCCCUAACCCCAAUAAACUGUAGCCAAAUUCCCA
Felis catus (domestic cat) is the source of this 9127-nucleotide messenger RNA. It is a transcript of the gene FOXP3, whose product is annotated as forkhead box P3. Bases 6519 to 8105 code for a protein of 528 amino acids. The record is from RefSeq and is a predicted model, not a curated record. The transcript is spliced from 9 exons. Gene Ontology annotation, molecular function: RNA polymerase II cis-regulatory region sequence-specific DNA binding; DNA-binding transcription repressor activity, RNA polymerase II-specific. Gene Ontology annotation, biological process: regulation of transcription by RNA polymerase II. Lineage: Eukaryota; Metazoa; Chordata; Mammalia; Carnivora; Felidae. Gene Ontology annotation, cellular component: nucleus.